Pogonomyrmex barbatus (red harvester ant) is the source of this 2289-nucleotide messenger RNA. RefSeq lists its product as uncharacterized. The record is from RefSeq and is a predicted model, not a curated record. Lineage: Eukaryota; Metazoa; Arthropoda; Insecta; Hymenoptera; Formicidae.
AUGGCUACGAAAAUAACUAUUGCCGAUCACAAGACGCUUAACGAGACGCAGUCGCUCGUGUCGGAGGAAUCCUUGACCGACGUGGGACCAAAACGCGGGAUUAAAAAAAAUGACGGAAAGACUGGCGAUACGGCGACAAUCGAUAGACGUCGACGUCAAUAUCCUCUUUGCGAUAUAAUUGACGAAAGAGAGCAAAAGAGAGAGGAAUUGGAGAAGGUGGAGGGAGAUCUGCGACAACGAUUGGACAUGCUGGAGUGCUCGAUGCCGGCGGUGAUGGUAUGGAAUAUCUGGAGAAUGUCACAGGGCGCGCCCGUCUGCAGGAUGAAACGUAUUCUGGAGAAACAAUUUAAAGAUGUAAGAGAACUUUCUUGUCGCAGUACACCGAGCUGCCAUUACGAUUGCAGGGUGCGAGAGGCCGAGGCCGAACGGAAGCUGGCGUUGAGGAAGGUGGAAGAGGCGCGGGCUCUCUGGUCGGAGAAACUUGCGACGUUGGAAGGGAGAAAGAGAAAGCUCGAUGAAGCCAGGAGAGUUCAGGAGGAGCAAAAGAAUGCUCUGGAACGGGUAAACCAGGAGGCCAGAGAGCUGCGGGAGGCGAUGGAAAAGAGGGCGAUGGUGGAAGUGGACGAAUCCUGCCAGUGCGGUGACACGCGAUGCAAGCGGAAACACCCCCGCAAAAUCUUCAGUGUGACGUCCGUCGAGCCCGAGGACAUUCAGUGCCUGGAAAAGCUGCAGCGAUUAGCGGAGCAGGAGGUGAUUAUGAAGCGAGAAAUUGCCGAGCUGGAACGCCGCGAGGAGGCUUACAUGAAAACGCUUCAGCAAGCCGACGAGCUGUGGUCAAAGAUGGAGGGUGAUACGGUUUGCGUGACGAACGGACUGCGGGAACAAUUAGAUAUGAAAAUUGCGGCCAAUCAACAACUGGCAAAUCGCGUAUGCGAGCUGGAAGACGCGCUGGAGAAAUGUCGGACGAGGCUGGCCGCGUGCAGGGCGGAGCUGGAGAAGUUUCUGAGUAUCGAGAAAGUCGAGGCCACGAUAGGUCGCGAUGACGACAUUGCGAGGGUGGCAGAUAAGGAAGUCGCCGUGAAGGCUAAAGUCGUCCAUCGGCCCAUCGGCAGGGUGGACGACGUGGCCAUGGUGAAGGACGACGAGGUUUUGGCGAAGGUCGAAGUUUUCGACGAGAAGAUAUUGGCGAAGGUGGAAGUCGCGGACGUGGAAGCGUUAGCGAGGGUCGAAGUUGAAGACAGAGAAGCACUGGCGAGAGUCGUCGUAACUGACGUCGACGCAGAAGUCGCUUUGGCUGUGGACGACAAGAUCGUCUCGGUUAAACCAGAUUUGGUGGAUCGCGCUGUCGAUCGCCCGGCGGAUCUCGUGCGAAUCGAGGACGCGGAAAUCAUAAUUCGACCGGAGGACUUUGCUUACGAGGAACAGAGAUUUAAAGAAGUUCGAGAAUACUUGGCUCAGUUAGGCUCGUUAGAGGAGUUGUACGAGGACGACGGUGUACCGUGCCCGCCUGAUUUCAUAUGCAACGGCGUGGUGCCGUCACCUACCGGCAUGACGGACGAGGAACUGAUUGCGUUAGGCGUGGAAGUAGAAAAACGGGAUGCAAUUCUGGAUGUGCCUGUAACGAUAAUCUGCGAAGAAGCUGCGGAUGACGUUAGAGCGGAGGAAAUAAAAAAGAUUGAAGCUGACCGAGGCGUCAUGAUAGAUCGCGAUACGAUUUUAUCGUGGAUCAAUAGGAUCGAUACAAUUCGCGCGACAGCAGCGAAACAUCCUGAUUGUCACACAGUUAAAAAAGAUGCUGAUAUCUUGGCAGAAGAAAUUAGUAUAUAUGUCGGGAUAAAACCAAAAGAAGUGAAAGAAGAAAUGGAGCCAUUGAAGGUAAGCAAGGGAAAGUGAUUGAGAAGAAUGAAAUAAAAACGAAAAAAAAUAAUGAAAUCGUAAUAAAUGAAACUAAAUUACAAGACGAAUUAAUAAUUUUAAAGGAUAAAGAAAUGGAGCCGACAAAAAAUGAAAUCAAACCAUUUCCUCUUGAAGAAACACCGGUAGACGUAAAAGCUCCAGUGGAAGCAAUAAUUGAAGCAGAAUUAUUGCCUACCCCUAUAAAAGAGGAAAUACCUACAAAAGAGGAAAUAGUUGUUGAAAAAGUGGAGAAAGAAGACGUUAUAUCUGAUCAUAUAGAAGAAAACGGAAAAAAAGAAGAAGAUGUAGAAAUUGAAAAAGAAGAAAAAAUAGUAGAAGACGAAAAAGUAGAUAAAGAAUUACUAGUGGCAGAAAUUGAGGAAAAAGAAGAGA